AUGGCGGCUUAUGCAGCUCUGGUUUCUGUUAUGCAGACCAUCCAUCAGAUCGAGCACCAUCCUUCCCCUCCGAUUUCUAUGGACAAAAAGCAAGUUGAAUCUCUCACUGAAAUUGUUAUGUUUUUGCAGGAAUUUCUUGAAGGUUACAAGUCUCCUUAUGCUGACAGCGAUGAAGCAGAUCCGUUGGAGAUGCGCAUCGCUGAUGCGGUUUAUGCGGCUGAAGAUGUCAUCGAAUCUCACAUUGUCGAUCAAAUCAUUCCUGCUAGAAAGAAUCCGAUUGGACUCCUCCUCAACUGCUUUCGAGGCCCAACGGAGUCCAAAAAAUAUGGCCCACAAAUCAUUGAUGCAGAAUUCUUUGAGAAUCUGCAGAAGGUGAUAGAAGAGAUGGAUUUGAUCAAGAAACAAGUGAUAGAGAUCGACGCAGUCAAAGAUCAGAUGCAGAAACAAGACUUUGCAGUCGCUUGGAACAAUUCUUCGGCACCUUCUCUCUCUAUGCUGAACAACACAACCAUGACGGGCUUUGAUGAUGUCAUGCUUCAACUCAUGGAUAAGCUCACUGAUGGACGACUCGGACGCCAUGUCAUCCCAAUCGUAGGAAUGGGGGGAAUUGGUAAGACCACUCUUGCUGUGAAUGUUUAUGCAAAGCCAUUCAUUACUCGUCAUUUUGAUAUAUGUGCUUGGGUUACCAUUUCUCAACAAUUUCAAACAAAAGAACUUCUCUGCGAAAUUCUGUCUCAAGCCACUAAACAAGGGAAGGCAGAGUUGAGUCAAAUGCGAGAAGAUGAAAUAGGACUAUCACUCCACAAAUAUUUAUCAUAUAGAAGGUAUCUAAUUGUGUUAGAUGAUAUGUGGAGUAUUGAGGCAUGGGAGAAGCUACAAUGCUAUUUUCCCGACAAUAGUAAUGGUAGUCGGAUAAUGGUGACAACUAGGCUAUCGAAGUUGGGAUCUCAAUUGGAUAACAGUUAUGGCAUUGAAAUGAAAUUUAUGGAUGAGGAAAGUAGUUGGAAUAUGUUAUGCAAAAUUGUGUUUGGAGGGGAAAGUUGUCCUUUGGAAUUGCAUGAAAUUGCAAAGAAGAUUGUGGAGGGUUGCAGAGGACUCCCAUUAUCAAUUGUUGUGAUGGGAGGUCUUUUGAGAAAAAAGAAAAGAACCAAAGAAUGUUGGAAAUCUAUUAGCAGAAGUAUAAGUUUGCUAGUGAAUUCGGAGAACGAUAAGCACUGUUUGAAGAUACUGAAGUUGAGCUAUAGCCAUUUGCCUGUUUAUCUUAAGCCAUGCUUUCUAUAUCUAGGAAUAUUUGAGGAGGAUAGUGAAAUUCGUGUCUCGACAGUCAUUAAGCUCUGGGUUUCUGAAGGAUUUCUAAAACCAAUAAGCAGCAAGAGUUUGGAAACAGUUGCAAAAGAGUACUUGGAUGAACUAGUUGAUAGAAAUCUAAUUCUAGUUCAUAGGUUUGGGAAAACUGGAAAAAUGAGAUACUUGAAAAUUCAUGAUUUGUUGAGAGACCUUUGUUUGAGAGAAGCUCAAAAAGAGGGGUUUUAUCAUGUGGUAGGGCAGCAUAGUCCUCAAGGCAGGCGUAGCCAGUACCGUGUAGUUAUUCUGAGAAGCACUUCAAAGAGAGAAGUCCUUGAUGCAAUAAGAUCAACACCACAUGCCCGUUCCUAUACAAGUGAUCAUGCAAGAGUUAGAUCGUUGCCCAAUCUAAGAUUGUUGAGGACAUUGAGAGCACGCAAUGGAGAUGUCUGUCCAAGAGGAAAAUUGCUUAAGCUGUUUAACUUGAGGCUUCUAUUUGUUUAUUCCAUAUGUAACUCCACCAAACUUCCUCCAAUCAAUCUCCUAUGGAGUCUACAGACAUUGACUAUAGGUUAUGAUCAAAACCCUAAUGCACCUGUUGACAUUUGGGACAUGCCUCAACUUAGGCACGUUCAUUUUUGGAGACCAAUACGUCUCAGAGAUCCUCCGAGUGAUAGCAUUAUCAUUAUGCACAAUCUACAAACCCUCAAAGGAGUUAUUGAUUUCAAUUUUGAUGAGACGAUGGCUCGUAGAAUUCCCAACAUUAGGAAAUUGGAACCAAUUUAUUUCAACGAGUCUCGUGAUGGUGACUUUUGUGUCCACAACAUCGAACAUCUACAAAAGCUGGAAUCUCUUAACUUGCAAUGCUCCCGUGUGGUUGAUUUUUCGCGAAAGGUUACCUUUCCAUACUCUCUUACGAGUCUAGCUCUGAGAUGCAUCAUAAAUGGUGGAAUAGGAUACAUGUUGGAAAAGGUAGGUACGUUACCCCUUCUUCAAAAGCUCACGUUGGAUGAUGUAAAAUUUCCGAAGCGCAAAUGGGAAACAGUUGAAGGCCAGUUCCUCAGUCUCAAAUAUUUGUCAAUGUUUAACUGUUACAAUUUGGUACUUUGGAUAAUAGAAAGCUCUCACUUCCCAUGUCUAGAACAUCUUGAUAUUGGGUCUAAGAAUUUGAAGGAGAUCCCCGCGGAAGUUGGUGAAAUUCCAACACUGAAAUAUGUGACCUUGAGUCAGGUUGCAUUGAAUCAGCGGUGA
This is a messenger RNA of Salvia hispanica, 2535 nucleotides long. The record is from RefSeq and is a predicted model, not a curated record. NCBI's taxonomy places the organism in Eukaryota, Viridiplantae, Streptophyta, Magnoliopsida, Lamiales, Lamiaceae.